AGCAGCAAGACUACUAGGACUUCCAUUUCUCUAUCCGUCAUACGUACAUGCACGCUUUUACACUCGCUUCUACCUCACAAUGCUCCGAACCACUAUCCUCGCCGCUCUAGCCAGCGCAGCUCUCGCCCGCGACAUCCCCUCCAACGUCCAAGCCUUCUACGAUGCACACCUCAACACAGAAUGCUCAAACGCCGUCUCCGAUAGCUUCUCAUCCGUCGUCUACUGCCAGGACAAUACAAGCAGCGCACUCUUCCUAAAAGGACCAUCUGGCUCUUACGAUAACAUGGACAUCGACUGCGAUGGCGCCAAUGCCUCCGAGGGGCUCUGCGACAAUGACCCAACGGGGCAAUCGAUGACAGCGUUCAUGGAUCAAGUCGCCGAAUUCGGCAUCAGCGAUUUAGACGCCCAUAUCCACCCGUACGUCGUGCUCGGAAAUGACGGCGCAACGCCCAGCUUUGACCCGCAGAGCGUGGGGAUCGAGCCGCUGAGUGUGGUUGCGGUGGUGUGUAACGGCAAGAUGUUUUACGGCAUCUGGGGCGACACCAACGGCGGGACUUCGACGGGCGAGGCAGCUUUGUCUAUGGGCCAGCUCUGCUUCGGCGACGACGCGGUGAAUGGAGACCAAGGCCACGACGAGGCAGACGUGCUCUACAUUGCCUUCCCUGGCAGCGCCGCAGUCCCAGGAAAGGCUGCGGCGUGGAAAGCGAAGAUGAAGGAAGAGUUUGAGGAGUGUCUGGCUACAAUCGGAGACAAGCUCGUUGCUGGUCUAUAGAUAUAAAACUGGAUAAAGUCUAGUAGGUAUACUGCCCCCGCUGCUCUAACGAGGACGGCGGUGACG
Mytilinidion resinicola is the source of this 838-nucleotide messenger RNA. RefSeq names its product glycoside hydrolase family 75 protein. The record is from RefSeq and is a predicted model, not a curated record. NCBI's taxonomy places the organism in Eukaryota, Fungi, Ascomycota, Dothideomycetes, Mytilinidiales, Mytilinidiaceae. The coding region runs from base 80 to 772 and encodes 230 amino acids. Gene Ontology annotation, molecular function: chitosanase activity. The transcript is spliced from 3 exons.